CGACACACGUCAUGAAGUGACAGAUUUGACUGACAUUCGGUAAAUUCAGGGAUUUACUUGGGUACUUACUCCUUCUCUCCCACUCUUCUUCUCUAAUCACACCAAACACCGUGAGACACCCACUCUUCUUCUCGCCUCACGACUCUGUUCUUACUCAGUCACGUUUCCCGCCGCUGGUUUCUCUUCUCUCGCCUCUUGUUGUCAGAAAAGGGAAAGAUUCAAAGAACCAACUUCUUGGCUUUGUCAGGAGGAACCCCAAUUUCAGUAUAUAUAACUACGACAAGAAAAAUUCGAUAAAGACACUGCUAUCACACUUUGCCUUUUUCACGACUUUGUUGUUCUUUAAUUGGUUAGCCGACCCCUCAAGAAAAGAACACAAGUUCUUCCCUCUUCUCUUCUUCGUUCCUCCAUCUAUACACAACAACAAACCACCAAUUCUCAAAAUUAUAUUCUUCCACCAUUCCCCAACUUGAAGCACUUGAUUACAAAGUCAGGAAGUUAGAAACAAAGAGGAGCUUUUGAAUUAGGGUUCAAUUGAAGAGGAGAAAUUAGGAAAUAAAGCUUAGAGCAAAGAAUUAGAGAAAGAGUUCGCAUCAAAGGAAGAGUUAAGGAGCUAGCAUCACCAUCUCAUUUAUCAAUUAAGAUGUUUAUUUUUAUAAUAUAAUACGCACUUUGUGUUCUGGAAGCUGAGUUGGUGAGCGUCUCCCUUGUUCUUCAGAGUUUCAUCACCGAGUGGAGAAUAAGAGAAUGAACAAAGGUGGACCAGGCGGAGGUGGGCCCACUGCGGCAGCGGCGGCAGCGGCUGCUCAGAAACAGAAGACGUUGUUGCAGAGAGUGGAAGGUGAUAUCGCCAACAUUGUGGACAAUUUCAGCCACCUCGUCAAUGUUGCCAGGGUAAAUGAUCCACCUGUUAGAAAUUCACAGGAAGCUUUUAUGAUGGAGAUGCGUGCUGCUAGGAUGGUCCAAGCAGCUGAUUCGUUACUUAAAUUGGUAUCGGAGCUGAAGCAGACUGCAAUAUUUUCAGGAUUUGCUUCCCUUAAUGACCAUGUAGAACAAAGAAGGCUUGAGUUUAACCAACUGGCAGAAAAAACAGACCACACAUUAUCUACGAUUGGAGAGGAAGCUGCAGCUAGCCUGAAAGAACUUGAAUCCCAUUAUUCCUCUUCUGCGCAGAAGACUAUUCAAGAUGUACAACCCUAGUUGAGAUCAAAUCAAUGUUGCUGGCAUCUGUAACUUGAUGUAAGAUAUCUUUAGUAUAAAAGUAGGUUGUAUUUUUUUGUUUAAUGAUAGUGAAUCUCAACGCAGUGGUUAGAGACAGAGUUGUUUGUGUGACUUGGAGGUUGUAGGUUUGUGGAAUAGACUCACAAACUUGUCAACUUUUAAUUUAAAAAUAUUUAUAAUUUCCUUGUUUGGAUGACUGUAUAAUUUCUCACAAAUCUACAUUUCCAUCCAAUCUAGUGCUAGGUACUCCCUCCGGUCUCCAAUUAUACAUAUCGGAUUCAAUUUUUUAA
Molecule: messenger RNA, 1511 nt
Organism: Medicago truncatula (barrel medic)
Lineage: Eukaryota; Viridiplantae; Streptophyta; Magnoliopsida; Fabales; Fabaceae
Product: mediator of RNA polymerase II transcription subunit 22a
Exons: 7
Coding region: 748-1200 (150 amino acids)
Biological process (GO): regulation of transcription by RNA polymerase II
Cellular component (GO): mediator complex
Molecular function (GO): transcription coregulator activity
Source: RefSeq, a predicted model, not a curated record